This is a messenger RNA of Ambispora gerdemannii, 1053 nucleotides long. Lineage: Eukaryota; Fungi; Glomeromycota; Glomeromycetes; Archaeosporales; Ambisporaceae. The record is from the annotation of a GenBank genome assembly.
AUGGCUACUAUUAAACAACUUGCCGAGCAGCAACAAACUGCUAUUCCCACUCUUUCCGCAGCAAUCAACCAGCAUCAACCCGUUGUUGAGUUGCCUGUCAACGAUAACAUUCUAGCUGAAAAAGACACCGAUAACAUUGAUGAUAAAGCCAAUAAACCAAAGCGAACAAAGAAACGCAAAUGCUUUUUUCAACGUGAUUCUUUAGUGAUUAGAGAUUCUCCAGGAAAAGAUGGAAGCAGACGUCGAAACCGACAUGAUAAUAACAAUUUUACUGAUCACCCGUUCGCAAUUCUCGAUCCUGCGGACCUUGUCCCCCCCGGCUACGAGAACGAAUUGGCCACAUUUCACUUCGUUUACGACGCGGUUGUUGACCAGCUUUGCAUGGCUUUAGCGGAUCGUAAAAUCGAGCUCCACAACGUCAAUCCCAAAAAACAUCCUCGCCAAAGUGACGAAAACAAUGGCCAACCAACUGUAACUCGCGAGAUGCGUAAGCGUUUGAAGAAGAAUCAUCCAAGAAGAUUAAUCAAAAAGUACGAGAGCGAAUUGAUUUAUUUCUUGGAUCGAGUUAAUAUCAAGAAAGGCGGUUGUGACGAAGAGAAGGAAAACGACUUUUCGUCGCCCAUCUUUUCUGAUUUUCAUGAUGAAUGGGUUAAUGUCGAUGAAGUUAAGGAAGGAAAGUUGACCUCUAAUGAGGUGGAUAAAGAACAUGAUGUGGUAAUCAUUAGGAAAGAACAGGACAUUGUUAGAAUGUCUGACCUUAAUCGUUCGAUAUCGAAUGAAGUCCAUGAACCUCCUAUUCUUUUUACACUUCAUGAAGCAUUUUUAGUUUGGGAUAUUGGUGAUAAAUUUGCACGUUGGGUGGUGCAUACAAUGUGUCGAUAUUAUGCAUUAACAUCAUUUAGUUAUGAUACUGAAGAGGGACAUCGUCUUACUUACGUUUGCCAUCCAGGGUUCAUGGAUGAAACUGGUGGUGAACUUGACAUAGCGAAAAAGAAUGCGAAAUUACGCAUUAAUAUGCCAAAGAAAACCUUUUUUGAAUAUUUAACCGUUUGA